UUCCGUAGCCUUUCUUUUUGAACCUUCCUCUGUUUUUCUUCUUCGAACUUUUUCCUCUAUUUUCAACUGCAAUUUUUUCUUUCUUACAUCUACUCUAAUGGCAAAACUUGAAUUUCUUUCCAUUGCAUUCCUCCUAUUUCUUCAACUCACAUUCGCUGCCAUUUUGCCCCAGCCCGCGCCAGCCCCAGCCCCUUCACCCGGUACACAGUCGCCCGCGCCAGCCCCAGCCCCUUCACCCGGAACACAGUCGCCCGCGCCACCCCCAGCCCCUUCACCUGGUACACAGUCGCCCGCGCCACCCCCAGCCCCUUCACCCGGUACACAGUCGCCCGCUCCGGCGUCGUCUCCUUCAGAUCCGGUACAAGCGAGUUCUCCUUCUCCUUACAGCAAUAUCGGCCACAACAACGUUAAUCCGGACGUAAAGAACGCCAGUGGUGGCGGAGGAAUGAGCGCAGGAAAAAAGGCGGGAAUCGUUGUGGGGGUGUUGAUAGCAGCGUGCUUGGUUGUCGUCGGUGGAUUGGUUUACAAGAAGAGACGAGAUAACAUCAGGAGAUCUCAGUAUGGAUACGCCGCCAGGGCAGAACUUCUCUGAAGAAGAAGAAGACAAGUUCGUGAUAAUACAUAUUAAAACAAACAAGAUCAGAAGAGGUUAUAUUCAAAUAAUCAAAUUUGUUACUACUUAUUCUGUUUAGUUAACGAUUUGAGAACUUAUCAUUCUCUCUCUCUAUACUCUUUCAGACUAUUUCUGCAUGAGAUAGAAUUGUUGUAUUCGGCAGUUUACUCUGCACUGUGAUAAAUAUUAGGUUGGGUUUGGAUG
Messenger RNA from Gossypium raimondii (Peruvian cotton), 817 nucleotides. RefSeq lists its product as uncharacterized. Lineage: Eukaryota; Viridiplantae; Streptophyta; Magnoliopsida; Malvales; Malvaceae. The transcript has a single exon. Bases 98 to 592 code for a protein of 164 amino acids. The record is from RefSeq and is a predicted model, not a curated record.